UGACCUUGUCUUUAUCCGAAAAGAAUAAACAAGUGGCGAAGUCGAUCAAAAAAUUGAUAGGGGGGAGCAGUGAUGUAAUGAGUCCACAUACACAUUGACCGAGUGACACGUUUGAAAGUCUACACACCAACAUAUUGAUUGAAAACGCAUUAACGUUUAACAAAUUAACGCCACCCCAAAACCCACACAACACGAGAUGAGAGCCAUACAACAGCGGCAGCAGAGCAACAGAUUCUUUUGCAUACAAAUCAAACCUACCUACUCUACUACUAUAACGUAAUUAUCUCCCUAAAGACACACACAGAAUCUCUAUAUCCUAGCUACUGUAUACUACUACUUCUAGGUCUGGAAAAAUGCAAGGAAUGUAGAUAGAUAAUAGAAAAAAACCACAUAUAAGGUGGUUAAGAAAGAGAUAAUGAUGAAAUUUGCACACUGAGCAAAGACUGUUGAACCUACAAGACACAGCCCAACGAAUUAAAAGCCUCCCGUUCUGAAAGCCAGCCGACCCCAAAAAUUUAACAACAAAGGCUUAUUAGUGAGUGUGUGUGUGUGUGUGUUUCGAGCCGACUGAAAACUGUAUCCCUACCCGGCUUUAAGAGGAAUUCUGUAAAAAGCUGCUCACUGUUGUUUGGCACCUAAUAAGCUUCCAGUACCCACACACAUAAUAAACUGUUUCUGUAAUCUCCCCUCGACACACAGAAUCUUUAUCAUCUCCACACAAACACAACAAACCAUAGUAUUCGUAUUCUCUCACCCUCUCUCUCUCGCACACACACACUGAACCGUCCAUAUAUACCCCUUCUUCCUGCUCCCUUAACCCCCGAAAUUUUUCAUAUCCAUUUCUAUUGCUUUUGACCCAAAAAUCACUCUUCCAAACACUUGUCCCUUUUACUCCUUACUUUGUUUAGCCCAAACAAUAUAGAAAGACAACCUCGAAAGCACAAGUAACAGAAAAAGAAAGAUGCCGUCGGAGAGCUGUGAGAGGAAACCAACGAAGCAAAGCCAGCUGGGAGCACCACCACCGGAGACGGAACAACUCCGAUGCCCACGGUGUGAAUCAAGCAACACCAAGUUCUGUUACUACAACAACUACAACUUCUCCCAGCCACGCCACUUCUGCAAGGCCUGCCGCCGUUACUGGACUCAAGGCGGCGCCCUCCGCGACAUCCCCGUCGGCGGCGGCACCCGCAAGAACGCCAAGCGCUCGCGCACUCUCUGCUCUCCCGGCGUCCUCACCGUCGCCGCCACCGCCUCCGCCACCACCACCUCCUCCUCCUCCUCUCCCGCCUACGAGUACCGUCACACUCCGCCGCCCACCGCUACUUCAUCCCUUCUAUCCCCACUUUCCGCCGAUCACCGCGGAGGUUCCAUCCCUCUCUUGACCGCUGCCGAUGCUAAAAUCGGAACGAGUUGUGGGAGUUUCACUUCGUUGCUGAACACUCAUGGGCCUGGGAUUUUUGGACUUGGUGGGUUUGGGCUGGGGCUUGGUACUGGAGUUGUUGAGGACGUGGGAUUUGGGCUCGGAAGAUCUGUUUGGCCGUUCCCUGGUAUUGCGGUGGCAGACGGCGGUGCAACCGGUGGUGUUGGUGGGCCAGGUCAUCAUGGGCUUGGAAACGGGUGGCAGUUCCAGAGUGGAGGAGAAGCUGCCGGGAAUUUCGGUGGAGAUUGUUUCACUUUGUCUGAUAUCGCUCUUGCUAGAACAGGCCAUGCCUAAACAUCAUCACAUCAUUCUCUCUCCCUCUAGCUAGUUCCAGUUAAUUAGUUGCUCUAUUAUUAUUAUGGUCAAAUUAAGCUUCAUGAUAAUGUGCAUUUUGCUAAAGAAGGUCGAAGAAAUUGGUAAAGGGGAAACUGGUUUAAUUAGCAAGGUAGGUAGAUUGAUUAGUAGUGUUGAAGUUGCUGGAUGAUGAUCAAUCCUUGGAAAAAGAAACAAGAAAAUUGUGUAAUAGUAGUCGUAGUUGGGAUCGAUUUUAGGAAGGCUUGGUUGUAAAAGUUUCUAACUCCUUUUGUUCCUUCUUAUUUCUAAUAUGACCAAAAAAAAAAAAGGUUAGUGCUAUCUUUAAUCUUGUUUCCCUGUCAUAAUAUAUUACUCCCUCCGUCCCAAAAUUAUUAUCCAAAUUUUUAUUUU
Molecule: messenger RNA, 2125 nt
Organism: Oldenlandia corymbosa var. corymbosa
Lineage: Eukaryota; Viridiplantae; Streptophyta; Magnoliopsida; Gentianales; Rubiaceae
Source: the annotation of a GenBank genome assembly